Molecule: messenger RNA, 2469 nt
Organism: Xyrauchen texanus (razorback sucker)
Lineage: Eukaryota; Metazoa; Chordata; Actinopteri; Cypriniformes; Catostomidae
Product: excitatory amino acid transporter 5-like
Exons: 10
Coding region: 90-1922 (610 amino acids)
Biological process (GO): L-glutamate transmembrane transport
Cellular component (GO): plasma membrane
Molecular function (GO): glutamate:sodium symporter activity; neutral L-amino acid transmembrane transporter activity; L-glutamate transmembrane transporter activity
Source: RefSeq, a predicted model, not a curated record
AGUUGCUCGAUGAAUGCAUGAUGGCUUAAUACCUCGCUAGAAAAGGUUACCACCACUUUGGCUCCCUGCGUUACUCGCAGUGUCUCGCCAUGGAGGAGCUACUGAUACCCACAGAUGCCGAGGAGGUGCCCCCCGAGCCUCCCCAAUUCUUCUCUCCAGCAGGACCUGCUAAAACCCCACUGGAGAGAGUGAAGGACUGCAUGAAGAGCACAUUCUCGGUCAAUGUCAUGGAGUAUGUGAAGGAGUACAUCAGGCGAAAUGGACUUCUGACUCUCUCAGUGCUGGCUGUGAUCACAGGAUGCAUCCUGGGCUUCAUGCUGAGGGGUCUGGCCCUCUCCACACAGGCAAAAAUCUAUUUCUCCUUCCCUGGAGAGCUGCUUAUGCGAAUUCUUAAAAUGCUGAUUCUCCCUUUAAUCACCUCCAGUUUGAUGUCUGGACUGUCGUCUAUGGAGUCAAAGGCCUGCUGCAGGAUGGGAGUGCUGACGGUAACCUAUUACCUUUGGACCACGUUCAUUGCCGUAGUGGUUGGCAUUAUACUUGUUCUGAUCAUCAAACCUGGCUAUGGAACAGACAUGGAGAGCCAUAGGCUGGGGGGUGGACAGGUCGUGACAUCUGCAGAUGCACUGCUAGAUCUGGUCAGAAAUAUGAUCCCCUCCAAUCUCAUUGAAGCCACAUUUCAGCAGUAUAAGACAGACCUUAUUCCCAUUUUAAAAACUCCAGUGAUCACGGGACGCCCAAACUUUGUGUACCUGAUGCCUGAUGAAGACAAUCCAAAGGGUCGAACUGUGCUUUUGGAGCUCACGCCACCUCCAGAUAUCGAGUAUAAGACUCGUCCGGGUAGCAGCCAACAGAUGAACGUACUUGGCAUUGUUAUUUUCUCAGCAACGAUGGGUCUCUUACUUGGUAAAAUGGGUGAACGGGGGGCUCCCCUAGUAAAUGUUUGCCAGUGCAUCAAUGAGUGUGUGAUGAAGAUCAUUAAUGCAGCUGUAUGGUAUUUUCCUUUUGGGAUUAUCUUUCUUGUGGCCGGGAAAAUCCUGGACAUGAGUGAUCCGUCCACACUUGGGAAGAAGCUGGGCUGGUACGGGAUAACGGUCCUGGCUGGCUUGUUUGUGCAUGGCCUCAUUUUGCUCCCCUUCUUUUAUUUCAUUCUGACACGUAAAAAUCCUUUCACAUACAUCAGAGGGCUUCUGCAAGCCAUGGUCAUUGCCCUGGCCACAUCGUCCAGGUAUGAGCAGCUUCUCAUUAAACUCCACAAAUUUAAUAAAAGUAAUACAUGCAUUGAGUACAUGAUCUCUAAGUGUGAGUUGGAACUACUUGUCCAAUGUCACAGUUCAGCAACACUGCCCAUUACAAUGAAAUGUUUGCUGGAGAACUGCCAUGUGGACAGGCAGAUUGCCCGGUUUGUGCUGCCAGUUGGAGCCACCAUUAACAUGGAUGGAACAGCCCUUUAUGAAGCAGUGGCUGCUAUUUUUAUCGCCCAGGUUAAUGAGUAUGAGCUGGAUCUUGGACAGUUGGUCACCAUCAGUAUAACAGCAACCGCUGCCAGCAUAGGUGCUGCAGGAAUCCCUCAGGCAGGUCUUGUAACCAUGGUGAUAGUAUUGACAUCUGUAGGACUGCCACCAGAUGACAUCACACUGAUUGUGGCCAUUGAUUGGAUUCUAGAUCGGUUUAGAACAAUGAUCAACGUACUAGGAGAUGCUCUGGCAGCUGGAAUCAUUGGCCACUUGUGUCGAAAAGAGUUCCCACCUGACAGUGAAACCAAAGUGAAUGGAGCUUCACAGGCUACUCAGACUGCUCGUAAAAUGGAGAAUGUGCCUUUAACUGAAGUACCACUGUUGGCCAGCAAAGACUGCAUAUUCGAGGUGGUUGGGGACACGGUUUUUGAACGACCCACAGUCUACUACAAUAUAUGUCAAGUCUGAGUCAUCAGACAGUGGCCUUAAAGAUUUCCAAGCCAUUCUUUUGGAGCUACAUUUCUACUAUUGUGCCAUUAAGCACUGAAUGAACAAUUUGGUUGAUCAAUCGUCAGGCUUUUGAUUAUAUUGACUAAUAUUGGCUGUUUUGUACAGCUGAUUACAUUUAUUAUUUUCCCUCUACAAGGGACAUACUUCUAUCUACAAGGAUAGGCCCAACCUCUGAUUUAUGCCCACUUGUGUAGCCUCUUCUUUUGGAAGUCCACAAGUGAAUGCAUGCCGGCAUGCAUUUACGAAUUUUGUUAUUCGGUGAUUGUACAGACUGUCAAAACACAAACCGUGAUUACAUCACUUGAACGGAACAGUAACUUAAAGUGGGAGGGAAAUGUUUACUGAGAGACAGCUGAAAAUGCACAUAUAAAAGCCAAUUAUCUACAGUUGUGUGCAAUAAAAAGGGUGAAUGAUUUGUAAAUAUUUUUUUUGUUUUGUUUACAUAUUAAUGAUUGCUCUUCUGUGUAAUGAACUUCUAAUACAUGUUUGUAAUAAAACAAUCAUU